Messenger RNA from Penicillium nucicola, 1503 nucleotides. RefSeq names its product FAD-binding oxidoreductase. The transcript has 4 exons. The record is from RefSeq and is a predicted model, not a curated record. Gene Ontology annotation, molecular function: FAD binding. NCBI's taxonomy places the organism in Eukaryota, Fungi, Ascomycota, Eurotiomycetes, Eurotiales, Aspergillaceae. Bases 1 to 1503 code for a protein of 500 amino acids.
AUGGCAAGACGAUGCGACUUUGAGCACCACCAAUACACACAGGGCAGGUUGUGCAAAAGCAGUAAGCCUCACUACUCUCCGAUAAAUCCUCCCGAGGUCAUUGACGUUAGAAAAAAGUGCGCCGAACUAUCGUCCCAUUUUGGACCUAAUGUACACUACGGUGCGGAUGGAAAUUCUACGGUUUGGGACGCCAAACAGCAGGAUAUUCAAUCCGCCUGCCGCGUCACGCCUUCUAAUUCCCAAGAUGUGAGCAAGAUUCUGAGUACUCUGGUCGACCAUUGGUGCAGGUUCGCAGUUAAGAGCGGGGGUCAUGCUCGCAAUCCAGAUGACUCGGUGUCGAUUGGCGGCGUGACCAUCGACAUGCACUUGAUGAGAUCUAUCCAAGUGGCCCAUGAUCAGAAAACAGUAAGACUAGGCAGCGGCCACGUGCUUUAUACAAUGUAUCACGGCCUCGACGCGUUUAAUCUGACCUCGAUUGGCGGUCGAGUUGCUGAUGUCGGACUGGGUGGUUAUGCUUUGGGCGGAGGAAUUUCCAACCUCUCCCCUCAGUACGGCCUGGCCGUAGACAACAUCUAUGAAUAUGAGAUUGUCCUGCCAAACGCGACGAUUGUGCAUGUUAGUGAACAACAAAAUCCGGACUUGUACUUUGCACUUCGAGGUGGCAUGAAUAACUUCGGUAUUGUGACGAGCUAUAAUAUGCGCGCAGUUCCUCAAACAAACAUUCUUGGCGGAGACAAAACAUACAGUUCAAUUCAAAAGGACAAAAUCGCCAAUGAAGCCUUUGACCUAACUACUGCUUGGAAGAACGACACUGAUAUGGCAUUUUCCUACGGUUACAGCUACAUCCAGGCAUCAAAUCAAUUUUCCCUCAGUUUUAGUCAUGCAUAUGCGCGACCGAUUCUUCACCCAGCUCCUUUUGCUAGCCUCGAAAAGAUUCCAUACGAGUCAAGUACUGUGCGUAUUGAUCGAAUGAGUAACCUAUCUCUGGAAGGUGCUUCUCACACCCCAUCCGGGAGUCGUAACCUGUUCGCCACCGUGACAUAUAACCCAUCCGCGGACAUGGACGGGUGUAUUAUGGAUAUUAUGUCGGAAGAGAUACAGCCUCUCAAGCAAAUGGCAGGAUUCCUCCCAAACGUUAUCUUUCAACCUCUCUACGAAGCGGCAAUCCGAGCAGGCCGUGAAAGGGGUGGCAAUGCUCUAGGUAUUAGCGCCGAUGGUCCCCUAACUAUGUGUCUUUUGACAGUGAAGUGGACUGAUCCGGAGAAUGAUGAUGCAAUGGAUGCAUUUGUUCAAAGGUGGAUUCAAAGCGUACAGGCCACUACCACACAAGCUGGGAGUCGCCAUCGCUGGCUCUACAUAAAUUAUGCUUACCAUCAGCAAGACCCUUUUGCAGGAUAUGGAAGACACAACAAGCAAAGACUAAUCAGUGUGCAAAACGCGAUCGACCCGCAGGGAAUAUUCACCUCUCGAGGUCUAUGUAGAGGUUAUUUCAAGCUGCAGUAG